CAUAAAUAUUCAAAAACAUGAACUAAUAUCAAUUCAACCCAAAGCUAAUAUCCGAACCACAUAAACUAAUAUCCAUUUACUGCAAAUGACCACAAGACUAAUAAACCCGAACCCUAAAAAAACUAAACCCUACCUAACACUAAAUCCCUAAUCACUAAACCCUAAAAGCUAUUAGUAUUUCAUGGGCCUUCGGCCCAUGGGCCCUCGGCGGGCAGCCCUAACUAAGGUUGCAAGCCUUAUGUGUUAGGACUUGAUAGCGUGUUUAGUUUUGAUGGAAGACACAAUAUCCAUCACAUAUAAUAUCAGUUCAUGCAAAAAUUUGUCUGUCGAUUGCCCAGACUUAACCGUAAACCCAAACCUUAAACUCUAAAUCGUAAACUUGAAUCCUAAAACCUAAACUCUAAAUUGGUAUAAUCAGUUUCGGGUGGUUGGGUUAUAUUGGGGUUUGGUAAACAUUAGUUGAAUGAUGGAUAUUGGUUUGCGAAGAAAGAAUACUAGUUUAUUUCAACAAUGAUACAAAGUAAUAUCAACACAACACAUAUUAAUAUCGGGAGAAAACAAAUAAAUAUCCUCACAAACAUACAUAAAUAAAUAUUACAUUGAUAAGCAUGCCCACAAUUUUCGUUCUCUCUCCAUUCCUCUCCAAAAUCCCGCCCAAACUGAAGCGGGCCCACACAGCUGCUUCUUCGGCGCGUCCUCCAAGCCGCAGGAUGGGCCGACUUAUACCCACAAGCCCGUCACUGGCUCACUUAAGUGAGCCACCAGAGCCUGCCUAUCUCCUCCGUUGGAUCUUACCUGGCCCGACGUGGCAUCAAAUCUAACCCUAUUAGUAUCUGCUCACGGAUCUAGCAGUUAGCAGAAUAACUUCUGCGGAAUAAGGAGGGUCGACGGAGACAGGAAGGAUUGGACAGAAGCGUUUGCGAAAAUUUAUUUCGCAAUAAUUCUGAGGGAAAGAAGGAAAGCUGGCCUUAUAGUCAGUUUCUAGUUGGCCCAUCAGGCCCAAGAUAAACAUCAGACAGUUCCUGAGGAAAUACGGGCUCAAUCUGGUUUCUGCUUUGGGACGCCAUCAAAUGGAAUUUGAUUAAAAGUAAAACCUAUAAUAAUAGGGUAAAUUGCAUCGUUGGUUACUGAGAUUACAAAAAACAUUCAUGUUUGGUCACUGAAAAUAAUUAAAUCCAUUAGUGAUCACUUAAUUUAAUAAAAGCGUUCACGUAUGGUCACUCUCCGUUAGUUGUCGUCCAUCUCUGUUAAUGGAGUCCGUUUAGUGCUAACGUGGCGGACAGAAUUAUCUAAUUAGCCCUAUUUAACCCGAAAAUAGUAUGACCCGACCCGCCACGUCAGUAUGACCCGCCAUGUCACCUGAACCAACCCAGCCCUCUAACCUAACCCGAACCCUCUAAUUAAAUCCCUAAACCAACCGCCUCAACUCACCUCCGCUCCCGACCAUCGCCAAAACCUUAUCGACGGAAGGCCAAAUCGCAGCCGCCCUCAACCACCUCCGUAAAUCCAAUCCCCUCUUACUCCUAGCAUCCCUGAUCGAUCGCUACAGCCCGCCCAAAUUCGAAACCAGCAAGCCUCCACUCACCUCCCUAGCCAGAGCCCUGAAGCAUCAUCUUCCAACAGCUCGCCACAAACGCCGCGCAAUCGAUCUGAACUUGCUUCCUCACGCUCUGCGGCGGCGGAGCGGAGAUCCGGCCAGAUGCCUUGAUGUCGUUGACCGCAUCGCAACUGAGGGAGGUCGGGGUAUCGGGUCGGAAAGUGGGUUACCUACACGACCUAGCGGGGAAUUUCAGGGACGGGCUGCUGUCAGAUUCGGAGAUCCUGGAGAUGAACGAGGAAGCGCUGCUGGAGAGGCUGACGGCGGUGAAGGGGAUUGGGGUUUGGUCGGUGCACAUGUUCAUGAUGUUCUCGAUGCACAGGCCGGAUGUGCUCCCCGUGGGGGAUUUGGGGGUGAGGAAGGGCGUGAAGAGCUUGUACGGACUGAAGGGUUUGCCAAAGGUGGCGGGGAUGGUGAAGGUUUGUGAAAAGUGGUGGUCGUAUCUGUCUGUCGGGGAUUGGUACAUGUGGAAGUUGGUGGAUGCCAAUGUCGCCGCCGGGAAAGCUGCUGCCGACGAGGAAGCCUUGCCAUUGCUUUGUCCUAGUACGUGAAUGAAGGCUUAGGAGCGAGUUUGGGGUCGAUUGGACGAAGAACGGACGAAUGGCGAGGUUUUUGGGGAGCUGCACGGCCAGACCAGGGAGGCUGCACGGCCGUGCACGUGAGCAAUAUGGCCGUGCGCUUUAUGUCGAGGACACGCACGGGCAACCCCUGAAGCUCGCACGGCCGUGCACCCUGGCCGUGCGAGAGGGCUGAAGUUCGACUAAAUGACACGCUGCGUUUUGAGUUGCACGGCCAGAAUGGUGAUAUGCACGGCCGUGCACCCUGCCCGUGUGAGUCGGGAUUUCCUGGUUUUAAGCCAAAUUCUGAACCAAAGAAGAAGAGAGCUGGGUUUUGGAUCCCAAACACCCAAGGGACGAACCCUAGAGAGAGAGCGACUUGGGAACAUUCUUGGAGCUAUUUUGGAGGAUUUCUUCGCCAUUGGAGCUCGGGAAUCAAGCUUGGAGAUGGAGAUUGAAGAUCUAGAUCAGAUUUCUGCAGUCUCUCUCUUCUCUAUGGAGUAACUUCCCUUCACUUAGGUUUUGAGGAACCCUAGUUCCAUGAGUUAGGAGCUUGCUUGUAUGAAGUUUUGGAUGCUAUGUUGUUUGAUUAUAAUCGAAUGAUGCAUGUUUAUUGAGUCAAUUGAAGUCUGAUCAACUUUUCCUGAUUCCUGCUGCAAUCUGAGAUAGAUAGAAUCUGAUUAGGUUGCUAGAGUCUCAUCAUUCGGUAGUAGGAGAUUGGCUAUACGAGAGUUAGCCAGUUUACUGCUUUGUACUGGAAUCUAAUUCCAGUAGUGGAGUUCUGUGCUUAUUGCUUCAGCUUUCUAUCCCGGUGAAGACUAGUCGUCUGCCGGAUAGUUAGACUGAGAGGGCUUGGUCAGCUUAAGAGAUUCCAAGCUACUGUCGGAUCUUCCGCAGUUUAAUCAACAGUAAAACAAUCAAAAGGAAUUACAACUUGGACCUAAUUGAGGAGCUAGGGGGAAUCAUACCUAAGUGAGUUCCCAAAAUGUAAUUAGUAGUUUUACUUAGUUGAGUUAGUAGAGUAUUUUAGUUAAUCAACCCUUAAUCUAGUUUGCUAGAUAAUGAACUGAAGCUGAGUAA
This is a messenger RNA of Linum trigynum, 3234 nucleotides long. NCBI's taxonomy places the organism in Eukaryota, Viridiplantae, Streptophyta, Magnoliopsida, Malpighiales, Linaceae. The record is from the annotation of a GenBank genome assembly.